CACGAGCUAGGGUACCAUUGGAUUUUUGGAGGGCCUAUGCUAAACCUGCAUUACAACAAAUUUCAGGUCUGAAUACGGAACGGAAAUAGAUUUGAACACAACGUUAGACAAGAAUAAUCUGAAAGUUCUUAUGUAACAUGAUCACUGUGAUGAUGGAGUCAGGGCAGUGAUCCCAGCUUGAGAACAAACCAGAGGUGUAAUGGUUACUCCCUCUGUAUACGUACAGUAUGUACCUAUAAAACUUGAAAAAAAGAAUUGAACAUUGACAUUGAACCUAAUUGGAUUAACAUUCAUGUUGGACAUGGAGAAUAUCAAAAAUAACUUAUCAGCUGUUUUACAUAAGCCGCUGGAUAUCAGAUUGGAAAACAGACCAGUACGAAAUCCAGCAAAGGGAGAGGUCCUCCUUUCGAUGAGAUCGGUGGGGAUCUGCGGAACAGAUAUCGAAGUAUGGCAUUCGGGCAAUGCUGGUGGGUUUGGUAUACUGCCAACAGUCAUGGGACAUGAGGGCAGUGGAGUCAUAUGCGCAAUUGGAGAAGGGGUCACUAAUGUCAAAGUGGGUGAUCGUGUGGCUCUAAUGGGAGGCGAUUCUUGCGAGAAAUGUGACCUCUGUAAAGAUGGAAAAUUCAAUUUAUGCUCAGAAUGGGGUUCAAACUUUCCAUGGGAUUUUCUGGCAAGAUAUGCAAUUCACACAAGAGCAGAGCAAUGCUUCAAGCUAGCUGACCAUGUGAGUUUUGAUGAAGGGGCACUUGCUGAACCACUGGCAGUAGCAACUAGGACUUGUACAAGAGCUGGUAUUACAGUUGGGGACAAUGUACUCGUGUGUGGGGCAGGCUCUGUUGGUUUACUAUGCAUGAUGGUGUCCAAAGCAAUGGGGGCUGCUACAGUAUGUGUCACAGAUAUCAACCAAUCAAAACUUGAUCUGGCCAAGAAGUUGGGUGCCAAUUUUACUGUCUUAGCAACUGGUAGCAGCAGUGAUGUAAAAAACAAAGUGACAGAUGCCAUUGGGUGUAUGCCAGAUAGAUCGGUAGAAUGUUCAGCUGCAGAGGCCAGUGUAAGAGCCGCUAUAUUGAGCACUAAAUCUGGUGGUACUGUCACACUAGUUGGCCUGUCUAACAAUGAAAUGACUCUGCCCAUCGUGAAUGCUGCCACAAGAGAGGUUGAUAUCUUAGGAGUACUUGCUUACACAAGAAAAGACUACGCCAGCGCUGUAAGUCUAAUGGCAACAGGCAGAGUAAAUGUGAAGCCUCUUAUAACACAUACAUUCAAACUGGAGGACACAUUGAAGGCGUAUGAACUAGUCAAGAACCAAGAGGAUGGAGUUGUUAAGACAAUCAUAAGGUGCAAUGACUUUGAAUGA
Molecule: messenger RNA, 1357 nt
Organism: Owenia fusiformis
Lineage: Eukaryota; Metazoa; Annelida; Polychaeta; Sabellida; Oweniidae
Source: the annotation of a GenBank genome assembly